Messenger RNA from Sparassis crispa, 1518 nucleotides. RefSeq lists its product with no specific name. The record is from RefSeq and is a predicted model, not a curated record. NCBI's taxonomy places the organism in Eukaryota, Fungi, Basidiomycota, Agaricomycetes, Polyporales, Sparassidaceae. The transcript has 2 exons. The coding region runs from base 1 to 1518 and encodes 505 amino acids.
AUGCAGGCCGACUUUGAUAGGUCACUUUUUCGCUCCGAACCCACAGCGGAAGAUAUCCUCGCAGCGAAUGCCCAGAUACAAAAGCAUGAGCUCACGAUCACAUCCAUACAAUCCCAGAUGAACCAGCUCAUGCUAGAUCUCCAGCGGCUCCGGAAAGAACAGCUAAAGCAUGUCGAUGAAAUACGCUUUCACAAGGGGAUCAUCUCCCUCGCUCGCCGGAUCCCUGAGGAACUGCUCAGCAAGAUCUUCGAGCACUGCAUUGAAGACGGCUGGACGCGUGCGCCAAUCGUCGUAGGUCAUGUAUGUUCGAUGUGGAGGUUGGCUACGCGUGCCCCGCGGGUGUGGUCGCGUGUCUACGUCGACUGUGAUUCGCCAGUUGUCGUGGACCGUUUGCGUUUCUGGCUUUCGAGAGCGUGCUCUUCACCCUUGCAUAUCACGAUAACUGCAUCAUCAAUGGUGGCUUCUUCUACAUUCACCAAUGUCAUGGCCAUCCUGGGCAGUCGCGCAGACCAAUGGAGGUCUCUGUCGAUCGACAUCCCAACCCUGUACGAGUUAUCUAGCUGCAUCCAGGAAUGCGACUUCAACAUGAAUAAUUUAGCGGAGCUCUGGAUCAGGGUGGAAAUACUCCGAGCUGGAAAUCCUAAUGACAACAACGCUGAUGCUCUGGAAUUGAAGUCUUUCUUCCGCCUAGCACGCGCUCCCAAGCUGCACGCCAUCCGCUACACCUGUAAUGUCAUACCAUCGAUCCCCAUCUUCCCGUCUCACAUUCGCGACCUCCACUUGACAACAUUCGAGAGCCCUAUCUGGCGCCCUCUGUCUGCUGCAUCGCUUUUCGUACUCCUGGAAGAUCUACCGGAGCUGCAGUGUUUUACCAUGAGUAUGCCGCUCAUGUAUGCACGGCCAUUCGUCCCAGUACCCGACUUCACUCGCACUGUCACGCUAUCGAAGCUCGAGUCGCUGACCAUGUACGGCCCAACCGACCUGAAUGGACUCCUCUCCCACCUCCUCGUCCCCGCUCUUCGCCGCCUCCACCUGCGCUCGCUCGAGGACCUCGGGUACCGCCAGCAUUCGUUGGGACCGAGCCUCCUGCGCCUCAUCGAAAACUCCGUGCCCCCACUCGAGCUCCUCGAACUGCAUGAUGUUGACCUCUCCCCCGAGUAUUUCGCGCGGUGCUUCACGGCCACGCCAGUCCUGCGCGAACUUCGCCUGCACGAGUCCUCCAUAUCCGAUGCCACUCUCAAUCUGCUCAAUGGUCCGAGUGGGCUGUGCCCACGCCUUACCCGACUUGACAUGCGGUGGUGCGGCCUUCUCCGCGGUACGGCUUUGGUUGACCUCGUGCGCAGUCGCCAUGUCGAGCCCGGUGCCCCCAGCGGAGAAGUGGGCGUGUCAAAGUCGGAUCUCAUCGCUGAGGUCGCAGUCAUCAAUUGCUGCUUCGUCGGGGAACGAGACGUGUUGGAUCUGGCGAGGAUGACUACAUGCAGAGUGGUGAUGCGCGACGGCGAUGACUACUGUCAAUAG